Messenger RNA from Anolis sagrei ordinatus, 3521 nucleotides. RefSeq names its product actin filament associated protein 1 like 2 (gene AFAP1L2). Gene Ontology annotation, cellular component: cytosol. Gene Ontology annotation, molecular function: SH3 domain binding; SH2 domain binding. The record is from RefSeq and is a predicted model, not a curated record. Gene Ontology annotation, biological process: regulation of mitotic cell cycle; positive regulation of epidermal growth factor receptor signaling pathway; inflammatory response. Lineage: Eukaryota; Metazoa; Chordata; Lepidosauria; Squamata; Anolidae.
CUGCACCGCAAGAGGAAAACAAGCGCCACCCUUACAGUCCAGAGAGGCGAAGUCCUCCUUUUCAGAGACAGGCAAGAAGGCUGCUUCGGGCUGAGGAUGCUAGUACGGGGGUCUUUUCGGAAGGCCAGUAUGCGCCGCGAUUGGUCCAGAGGCCGAUGGUGACGUCACGAGUGGGCGUGGCUCCGCGGGAGGAAAGCCAGCCCGGGCUGAGUGAGAGAAGCAAAGACAGAGAGAAGCAAAGCUUGGAGUUUCCUUCAGGGAAGGAGGCAGAGGAAGCAAGAAGCAUUGCAGAAGUUUGGGAUCCUCCUCGCUGUCUUUCUCCUAUACGGAAAAAUAAAGGGAAAAGAAAUAAGAAUAGUGAGAAAAAUAAAAAAGAUGGAUAAAUAUAAAGCUCUGGAACAGCUGCUCACAGAACUGGAUGAUUUUUUGAAGAUACUGGAUAAGGAAAACCUCAGCAGCACAGCAAUAGUGAAAAAGAGUUUCCUUGCCGACCUCCUUCGUCUGUGUACAAAAUCAAGUAGUGGGGAUGAGGAAUAUAUUUACAUGAACAAAGUCACAAUCAACAAGCAGCAUGGUGAACUAGAGAAAUCAGACAAAGGUCACAGAGACUCCUUGACCAAUGGAGAAGCAGAGCAGCAUUUAUCUCCUCCUCAGAAGAGUUUGCCCGACCUUCCACCUUCCAAAAUAAUUCCAGAAACAAAACCAUAUUCAGGCUCUAAAACUGAGUCUCCAGAAGGAUACUAUGAAGAAGCUGAGCCCUAUGGCAUCUCUCUGAAUGGUUUUUAUGGUAGACUUGCAGCUACUGGAUCCAGACCAGGGUUGCAAGUUACCGAGGGAGUCAUAUAUGCCACGAUAACAAUGGAUGAUGGAGAAGCAGUCAGCAGUUCCUAUGAAUCCUACGAUGAGGAAGAGAACACUAAAGGCAAGUCAGCUCCCCACCAGUGGCCUUCCCCUGAAGCUUCCAUUGAACUCAUGAAAGAUGCACGGAUCUGUGCUUUCCUCUGGAGAAAGAAAUGGCUGGGGCAGUGGGCCAAGCAGCUUUGUGUGAUUAAGGAUAACAGAUUGUUGUGUUACAAGACUUCCAAGGACCACAACCCUCAAUUGGAUGUUAAUUUGUUGGGCUGUAGCGUCAUCCACAAAGAAAAGAAUGUGAGGAAGCAAGAACAUAAACUGAAGAUCAUCCCAAUGAAUGCUGAUGUCAUUGUCCUGGGCUUGCAGAGUAAGGACCAGGCAGAACAGUGGCUCAGAGUAAUCCAAGAGACAAGUGGUCUCUAUCCAGAUGGGUGGGGUGAAGGAAAUCAGUACGUUCCAGACUCCCAACGGCUUAGUUAUCCCAAAGUGGAGUCAACUGAGAGGUAUUCAGUGGCAUCAGAAAGUGGAAGCAGCACUGAUGGUCACCCAGAACUGUUGGAAACUAAAGAUGCUAAGAAGAAAGGCACGUCAGGAUUAAAACUGAGCAAUCUGAUGAAUCUUGGAAGAAAAAAAUCUGCAUCAUUGGACAGUCCAGAGAGGUCUUUGGAUACUUGUACAUAUCUGAAUGUAUUGGUGAACAGCCAAUGGAAAUCUCGGUGGUGUUAUGUGAAAGAUGGACAGCUCCAUUUCUACCAAGAUAAGAACAAAUCCAAAACUGCACAACAGCCUUUGAACUUGAUAGGCUGUGAAAUUUUCCCAGACCCAAGUCCUGACCAUCUCUAUUCAUUCCGGAUUCUGCAUAAUGGGGAGGAACGGGCCAUGUUAGAGGCCAAGACUUGUGAAGAAAUGGGCCACUGGCUUGGUCUCCUUUUAUCAGAAUCUGGCUCAAAAACAGACCCUGAAGAACUCACCUAUGAUUAUGUUGAUGCCGACAGAGUUUCCUGCAUUGUCAGCGCAGCAAAGAAUUCAUUACUCUUAAUGCAGAGGAAGUAUUCUGAGCCCAACACAUACAUUGACAACUUACCAAAGGAAAAGGAGGAACAAGAAGAACUCUAUGAUGAUGUAGAUGUUCCAGAGUCAACAAUGGAAAUGCCUCUGAAUGAAAUCAAAUCUGAGGGGGAACAGGAUAGAGUCUACCUUGACCUCACACCAGUUCAGUCUUUUGUGUACUCUGCUGGGAGGAAACAUGGUCAGUUGACUCCUUCAGUCUCACCUUCUCUUCAGAGAUCUGUCAACAAGAAUUCAACUGAUUCUGACAAAGAUUUAUCCACGCUCUAUAAAGAAGGAGAGUUGAAUAGACGACCAGUGGAAGCUGCAGACCAGAAGCCUUCAGAUAUAGAUGAGCUCCUACCACUGAGGACAACCACAGUCAAAAUCCAGGCACAGCAACAGCAAAUUGCCUUUCAACAGAGUGCCUUUGAGAUGAAGAAUGCCACCACAAUUGUGUCUGUGCCCAAAGAGAAAGGAGACCGGCCCAAGGUAGUAAAUCCAGCUCCUGUUGAAGCCAAACUAGGUAAAAACAGGACAGAGGCUGAAGUGAAGCGAUACUCAGAAGAGCGAGAUCGCCUAGAGAAGGAAAAAGAAGAAAUCCGCUCUCAGCUAGCACAACUUCGGAAAGACAAGAGGGAGCUGAAAGAAUUGUUAACAAACUGCACAGACAAGAGUGUUUUGUCUACAAUGGAGCAAAACCUGAAGGAAAUAGAGGAGGAGUGCAAACGGAAAGAAGACCAGCGGGUGGACUUAGAGCUGAACCUUGUGGAAGUAAAAGAAAAUCUCAGGAAAGCCGAGUCGGGUCCAGUUACUCUUGGCACAGCUGUGGAUACCACACAUCUUGAGAAUUCGAGUCCCAAAAUGAAAGUUGCCAAUCCUAUGAAUAGUACAGAAAGCUCACCUGUCAAUUCAGCAAUGGCACUAAAGAACCGGCCACUGUCUAUCAUGGUCACAGGGAAAGGAACCGUUUUACAGAAGGCUAAGGAAUGGGAGAAGAAGGGUGCUAGUUAGGGUCUCACAGCGUCAAGAAUGGACUUAUAACUAGAGUUGGCCAUUCAUGGACUAAAGGAUUCUAUUGACAGUAGAUAAACGGUCCAAAAAAGGCAAAGCAUUGCAAGAAGUAUACUGUGUUGCUCCAUCUAGAAGAAACCAUGGACUUCGGCCAGAUGCUUUCUAGCUGUGUGUAGAAGAAGACCCGGCUUGCCAAAACAGGGCCUUUUUUUUAGAACAAGGAUGUUGCUCCUUUUUAGCAAAGUUGCACUGUGUAGCAGCAAAGAGAGUUAACACAAGUGGAAACAUUGCUUCUAAUCCCACUGUUGUCAUAAAUAUGUUGCUGUACAUAAUGGAUGCUUUUGUGUAUUUCUACUUUUGGUGUUUAUAGCAUUGUGAAAUCCAGGAUUUGUUGUUUAAUGUUACAUAGAGGUGGUUGUCUGAAAGGUGGGGUAAAGACAAGGUAAAUUGAAGACUCCUUGUUAGACUUUUAAUUUGCAUAAGAGUUUUAGUAACCAGUGGAGAAAACUUGGGAGAAGCUCAAGGGCAUCAAGCAACCCAAAAAGUGGCUGCCUUCUAGUUGUAUGUAAAAUAAAAACCAUCUUGUGAGAAAUAAUUCCUAACCAAAA